AUAUCGAAUAUAUUAGGUAAGCCUGGCUAUGGACCAGGCGAACAGGACUGGGGCUAUGUGGAUGUACGUCCUGGCGCCCAUAUGUUCUACUGGCUCUACUACACCACAGCCAAUGUCACCAAGUAUACCGAUCGGCCCUUGGCCAUUUGGUUGCAAGGUGGUCCAGGUGCCUCAUCUACGGGCUAUGGCAACUUUGAGGAGUUGGGUCCGGUUGAUUUAUAUGGCGACUAUCGAGAGUGGACAUGGGUAAAGGACAUGAAUGUGCUAUUCAUUGACAAUCCUGUGGGUAGUGGCUUCAGCUAUGUGGAUAACACUGCUCACUAUACGGCUACGAAUAAAGAAAUUGCUUUGGAUCUGGUUGAACUAAUGAAGGGUUUCUAUGCCCUGCAUCCGGAUUUUGAGACAGUUCCGUUGCAUAUCUUCUGCGAAAGCUACGGCGGGAAAAUGGCCCCAGAGUUCGCUUUAGAGCUUUACUACGCUAAUCAACGAGGAGAGAUUAAAAGCAAUUUGAUGUCUGUGGCUCUAGGAGAUCCUUGGACGUCGCCCAUUGACUCGGUACUGGCAUGGGGUCCAUUUUUGCUCGAAAUGGGCAUCGUGGAUCAUGACGGCUAUAAUGCCAUCAUGGAGGCGGCCAAUUUUACUGCCGAUCUGGUGGCCAACGAGCGUUGGAUACAAUCCACUGCACAGUGGAGCAACACUCAAUGGGAGGUAAUGAAAGCCUCAAAAGGCGUUGAUUUCUAUAAUGUGCUCAAGCAGACGCGGGGUGAUCGUUAUCAACGGCAGAUGUUGCAGACGCCCACAGAGCGCAUGUACCGCACCAUUGUGAAGUACGACAUCGAUGAAGAUCGUGAUGAGCUGCUGCAGAAGCUAAUGCGCGGACCUGUAGCUGAAACUCUAGGCAUACCCCCCAAUGUUAUAUGGGGGUCACAGAGUGGCACGACUUUUGAUAUUCAUAAAACUGACUUCAUGAAGCCCGUUAUACACAUUGUUGAUGAGCUGCUGGACAACACUCCUUUGAAAGUGGGCGUGUUCUCGGGAGGCUUGGAUCUGAUCUGUGCCACGCCUGGCACAGUAAACUGGAUAGACAAGCUGAACUGGUCCAGAAGAGAAGAGUAUCUGGCUGCUCCACGUGUUGCGAUCAGUGUGGAUCGCAUUUUGGAGGGCUAUCAGAAGUCGGGCGGAAACUUUACCAUGUAUUGGAUAAAUAGAUCUGGUCAUAUGGCGCCUGCCGACAAUCCCGCCGCCAUGAGCCAUGUCCUGCGCGAAUUCACAGGUUUCGGAUAGAGUUAGUUAGUCUUGCAGAAAAUCAGCAAAUAAAGUUAAUUGAAAACUGAAA
This is a messenger RNA of Drosophila arizonae, 1336 nucleotides long. RefSeq names its product retinoid-inducible serine carboxypeptidase. The record is from RefSeq and is a predicted model, not a curated record. Gene Ontology annotation, molecular function: serine-type carboxypeptidase activity. Gene Ontology annotation, biological process: proteolysis. NCBI's taxonomy places the organism in Eukaryota, Metazoa, Arthropoda, Insecta, Diptera, Drosophilidae.